Molecule: messenger RNA, 1270 nt
Organism: Diospyros lotus (date-plum)
Lineage: Eukaryota; Viridiplantae; Streptophyta; Magnoliopsida; Ericales; Ebenaceae
Product: protodermal factor 1
Exons: 3
Coding region: 114-1037 (307 amino acids)
Source: RefSeq, a predicted model, not a curated record
CCUCCUGCCCUCUCCUUAUAUUCAGCAGCACCUUCUGAAGCACCUUCAUCUCUCAAGAGUUCUCCUUUCUUCGUUCUUUUCUCUUUGUUGUUGGUGACUUGAAGCAGACAGAGAUGGCAAGGGAGAAGAGGAACAAGCAGACCUCUCCACUCUUUUGGAGUUUGAUUGCUGGCUUGCUGUCUCAGAGCUUGCUGAUUCCUGUCAUGUCCAUCACAAGUUUACAAGAUCAAAAGAACUAUUACACUCCAGACCCGAAUGCAGGAAGCCCGCCAACAGGUUCACACGGAAGUCCACCACAUCACUCAGGAGGUAGCUAUGGUGGUUCACCGCCCUAUCAUGGAACCCCAUCACAUGGUGGUAGCCAUGGCGGUUCGCCACCUUCCAACUGUGGAAAUCCACCAAGUGGACACCAUGACCCUACUCCAGCUCCUCCUACUGGCGGGGGUUACUACAACCCUACUCCAGCUCCUCCUACUGGCGGUGGUUACAACCCUACUCCAGCUCCUCCUACUGGCGGUGGUUACAACCCUACUCCAGCUCCUCCUACUGGUGGUGGUGUCCCGUUUACACCAGUCAUUGGAACUCCGCCAGUCACCUUGACCCCACCAACCACUCCAAUUGAUCCAGGCACCCCAUCAAUUCCCGGCAUCUCCAUUCCCUCACCACCAUUUUCAUUCGAUCCAAAUUCACCACCUUUUUCUUGCAAUUACUGGAGGACUCACCCGGGCCUCGUAUGGGGCCUGUUGGGCUGGUUUGGCACUGUUGGCGGAACAUUCGGUGUGACUAGCCUUCCAGGUAUUGGGACAAACCUCAGCCUGCAACAAGCACUUUCAAAUGCUCAUACUGAAGGGUAUGAGGCACUUUACCGAGAAGGGACCGCUUCUUUGUUGAACUCCAUGGUCGAUAACAGGUUCCCUUUCACAAGCAAGCAAAUCAGAGAGAAUUUCAUCAGAGCAAUCAGCUCAAACAAAGCUGCAACAGCUCAGGCCCGUCUCUUCAAGCUUGCCAAUGAGGGCAGACUGAAGCCCAGGGCCUGAAAAAAUUAAACUUUUCUUAGUUAUCUCUCAGCAUCUAGUAAUUCUCAGUUUGAUUUGUGAUGUAUUUUCUUAUAUGGUGUUUUCUUUACCAAGUAUGGGAUUUUGUGCUUUUUUAGUUACCUAGGAUGUUACAGAGAGUGAUGGAUGUCAAGUUUACGUUUCAGUUGCCAGUUAUUAAUAAGAUUAUUGGUUUGGUUUAUCCUACAUAAAACAAUGCCACAUAAUCAGACAUA